CAGAGGAAAUCGAAAAUCUCAGCUUCUCGCAAGCUCAUGCUGAAGAGCUUGAUGGUGGCCAAGGCCAAAGAGGAUCUCGAGCAGGAGCUGGCGGAGAAGGAGGAGCAGAAGGAGAAGUACCUGGAGGAAAAAACACCCGCGUUAAAUAUCAACUCAAUGAGCUUGGAGGAGCUGCAGAACCUUUGUGAAGAACUCCACUCCAAAAUCAACGUGGUGGAUGAGGAACGCUACGACAUCGAGGCCAAAGUCACACACAACACCCGAGAGAUCAAAGACCUGAACAUCAAGGUUCUGGACCUACGAGGGAAGUUCAAGCGACCCAACCUUCGGCGGGUGAGAGUCUCGGCCGACGCCAUCCUGCGCUCGUUGCUGGGCUCCAAGCACAAAGUGUCCCUGGACCUGCGAGCCAACCUCAAGUCGGUCAAGAAGGAAGACACGGAGAAGGAGAAGACGGCGGAGGUGAGCGACUGGAGGAAGAACGUGGAGGCCAUGUCGGGCAUGGAGGGCCGCAAGAAGAUGUUUGACGCCGCAAAGGGCCCCGCGCAGUAGAAGACACGGCUCACGGAAUAAACCAUCUCGCUUCAUUUCAGUUCAGCAGAAGGCGACACACAAGUGCACUUGCUGAGCAUUUUUUUGUUGUCUCCCACUUCAUUUAGUGUGUUCUCUUUUCUGUGUCCCUGCAAUAAACAUA
Phycodurus eques (leafy seadragon) is the source of this 691-nucleotide messenger RNA. RefSeq names its product troponin I, slow skeletal muscle-like. The record is from RefSeq and is a predicted model, not a curated record. The coding region runs from base 37 to 549 and encodes 170 amino acids. Gene Ontology annotation, cellular component: troponin complex. NCBI's taxonomy places the organism in Eukaryota, Metazoa, Chordata, Actinopteri, Syngnathiformes, Syngnathidae. Gene Ontology annotation, biological process: muscle contraction. The transcript has 5 exons.